Molecule: messenger RNA, 2229 nt
Organism: Anopheles merus
Lineage: Eukaryota; Metazoa; Arthropoda; Insecta; Diptera; Culicidae
Gene: slx1
Product: structure-specific endonuclease subunit SLX1 homolog
Exons: 4
Coding region: 198-1322 (374 amino acids)
Biological process (GO): double-strand break repair via homologous recombination
Cellular component (GO): Slx1-Slx4 complex
Molecular function (GO): crossover junction DNA endonuclease activity; 5'-flap endonuclease activity
Source: RefSeq, a predicted model, not a curated record
AAGCGAACAUAGUGCAGGCUUUGUUGUGAUUUACAAUUUAAAAACAAACGAUGUGCGUCCGCUUCCUUUGGUUCCGCAUACGCAUUUUAAUUGAGCUUUAAUUUUCCUUUAUCUAUUGCCGAAACAGUCAUUACAUGUGUAUUUUGUGUCUUGUUUAAGUGUCGUGUUGUUUGCAUCAGUUUCAAUGUGUUUUAAACAUGAAGAGCGUGGAAGAGAUAGAAGAUUUUUACGGUGUGUAUUUGUUGGUGAGCAAAAGCCCCAAUCCCAAAUUUGCCGGUCGCACCUACAUUGGCUAUACUGUUGAUCCGAACCGACGCAUAAAGCAACAUAAUCGUGGAGAAGAUGCUGGCGGUGCUAGGCGAACAUCCAACCGUGGUCCAUGGACGAUGGUGCUAAUUGUACAUGGCUUUCCGAACAACAUCUCUGCACUACGGUUCGAAUGGGCAUGGCAGCAGCCUCGCGUUUCCCGCCGGCUUAAGCAAAUCCCCGAGCUGCAGAAAAAGUUACGCAAAGAAUCGAACUUCGAGUACAACUUUCGCAUACUGACGGAGAUGUUGCGAAUGGGACCGUGGAACCGAUUGCCACUCGUCGUCCGCUGGUUUGCGGAUGAAUUUCAUCGGGAAUUCGAGGUUGGGAAAAAGCCACCCCUACACAUGCCCAUCUGUUUCGGUCGUAUCAAGAAGGUGAGGCGGAAGAAAGCGAAGAAGCAACCGAUUGAAGGGCGGCACACUGUGCAUCCGCCACCGGCCAAACAAACCGUAUCGAAUCGGGCGAAGAAUAGUAAAAUAGCGAUCAAUUACGAUUUCGAUGAGUACGAUCUGCUUGUAAUGGGUGGUGAGAAAAUCGAUGAUGCCAGUGGUGCUGCUGUAAACCGCCCCAGUGUGCCACCGAUUAUGCCAGCGACAACUAUGCCAGCCGACGAGAGUGUGGUGAUUAGUUCUGACUCCGAGAGUGACAACGGCAGGGCAGAAGGAGAGCAUGCUUCACAAUCUACGGCGCAAAAGUGUACCAUCUGCGCUGGUGAGCUAAUGCUGGAGCAGGAGGAGGAGAAGGAGAAGGGGGACGCUGAACGGAGGCAGGGUGAUUUAAUUUUAAGAUGCUUACAGUCACGAUGUCCGUUGGCCUGUCAUGUGGAGUGUUUGGCCGAACUGGUCCUAGAACCGGGUCAGUACGUUCCGGUCGAAGGCGACUGUCCGCACUGCGAGGGGCACUUUCUGUGGGGUGACAUCAUACGCAAAGCGAACGGUUGUAGCGAUUUGGUAGACGAUACAGACAACGUUGACCCAGUUGUGUUGGAUGAGGUGUCGGAUGAAGGUGAAUAAACUGGGUGCCGUGUGUUGAAGGAAGUGGAAGCUUUAAAGAGAAGCAUAUGGUAAGAUCUACUACCACUAUUAGAUUAUUAAAUAAUAAGUAAUGUGUGGCACAUGUUAUGUAGUCACAUCAUCGAGAUUCGUUGCAUUGUCGAGCGCUGUGUUGUCUGGUAUCAUUCUAAGAAUGGAGCUAGACAACGGUAUUUCAGUGUAAAAUCACGUUUAAAUUUUGAUAUAAAAGCUAUAAAAUGCUGAGCAAAUUCAAUGCAGGAACUUUAGCAGUGUUAGCCUCCUUGUGAAAAGAAGACCUGAAAAUACAUGCCAACUUUUUUCACUGCUUUAAAUCUUCCAAAAUUGGCUUAACAGUUAUGCAGUUAAAUUUUGUAAAUAAAGCGAUUGACUCACAGCCAAACAAUUGGUGCCUUAGAGACAAAAAUAGGUGAGUUAGAGUCAAAAUUUAGCGGCAACGACUCUUAAAUCCUAUGAGCUACAGCCAACAGUACGCAUAUUAUCAGUGAAAGGUUUUGCUGAGAAUAUGAGUAAAUGGUUAAACAUUUCAGAUCUUUAAGGUAAAGAUUGAGUCAAGCACGGGACGAUACGAGAAAAGAAAAAUCUUCUCGGAAUUACUAUAAAACACACAACGGUUCUCGAUGCAUCAAAAGCACGAUUCUUCCGCACUGAAAUUAAUAAUAAUAAAUAAAUAGAUAACCGAACACUAUAAAGACUAAAUAAAAAAAAAAACAAAAUGCAGUUCUCUGCCCAAAUAAUGAAGUCGCCGUCUUUUAAAACAAAGCUGAACAGUUUAACACUGCCCAAUCCAUCGAAAUAGUUGCUUGAGUGUACUCUGGUUUAAGAUUGUGGGUAAAAAAAAUGUACCAUGAAAUAAUACAGUCCCUUGUUACUAAUGUUUAACAUUUCC